AUGCCGGUAUUUCAAGCCAAGACAUUUCGGCGAGCAACAACAGCAUCCUCAACCCUCGGCGAGCGAGUCGGUGCAGCGUAUAGAUCUCGCCUCCCCAGGCAUCCAUUUCUGCUAUUUGGUUUACCUUUCAUCGCGAUCAUAGUCGCCGGGUCUUUUGCGCUGACACCAGCUGCCGCCUUAAGAUAUGAACGCUAUGAUCGCAAAGUAAAGCAACUCAGUCAGGAGGAAGCUAUCAACCUGGGUCUUAAGGGCCCGGAUGGCGAGGAAGGCAUUAAACGAAAUCCACGGCGACGAAUAAUUGGAGGUGAGCGAGAAGAAUACUAUAGACUUAUGGCCAAGGACCUCGAUGACUGGGAACAAAAGCGAGUGCAACGUUUCAAAGGUGAACCCGAUGGCAAGCUUUGA
Messenger RNA from Aspergillus homomorphus CBS 101889, 405 nucleotides. RefSeq names its product cytochrome c oxidase assembly protein COX16. The coding region runs from base 1 to 405 and encodes 134 amino acids. The record is from RefSeq and is a predicted model, not a curated record. Gene Ontology annotation, cellular component: mitochondrial inner membrane. Gene Ontology annotation, biological process: mitochondrial respiratory chain complex IV assembly. NCBI's taxonomy places the organism in Eukaryota, Fungi, Ascomycota, Eurotiomycetes, Eurotiales, Aspergillaceae. The transcript has 2 exons.